CCUAACGUCUCCAGGAUAGCAGCAGGCAGUGCAAGUUCGGGCAAGCGCCAUGACCACUUUACCACUGUCCGCAUCCAGAUAUUUUGAUGUGUCGACAAUUUUAAUAUUACUGGCCGAAGGGUUGCUGGUGCUACUGGGUAUAAAGAGCUUUGCUUCGUCCCAUAUUCUUCUCAUAUCUUCUCAGCAUAUCAGCCCUAAUACAAUCAUCUUGUCUUUUGAGCCUCAUUUCUUAGCCACACUCUCUACGGUACCUUGUUUAUCCUCGAAUACCCAAUCAGCAUCAUGCGUUUCUCAACAGCCAGCGUCAUUGGCGCGGCAGCUACUGCCAGCGCCCAAACCAUCCAAGUUUCCGUUGGUGAAAACGGUCUCACUUUCACACCGAACGAUAUCACAGCUACAGUCGGACAAUCAGUGGAAUUCUCCUUCUUCCCCAAGAACCACUCCGUAACCCAAUCCUCCUUCGCCGAGCCCUGCCACCCCCUCGCAGGCGGUUUCUUCUCCACAUUCAUGCCCACCACGGCAGAAUCAAGCACCACAUUCACAAUCGUCGUCAACGAUACAAAGCCAAUCUGGAUCUACUGCGGUCAAACAACCGGCAACCACUGCCAAUCCGGCAUGGUUGCUGCUAUCAACGCACCCACCACCGGCAACACCCUCACAGCCUUCGCGGCCCUAGCCAAGAACGCCACCGCCUCGACCUCACCACCCGGCGGCGUCGCAGGAGGAAUCCUCAAAGUAGGUUCAGCAAGCAGCAACUCCUCGAGCAGCGCCAGCGGAGAGAAGACCGUCACUGCGAGCGUGACGACUACUGUUACUGCCCUGGUCACGAGCGGUGGAAGUAGUUAUACCACGACGUAUGGAACGACUUAUGGAACAACCUAUACUACACCUGUUGCUGCUGGUGCUACUGGUUCGGGAUCGAGCACGUCUUCUGCUGCCAAGUCGACUGGUACUAAUGCUGCGAGUCCGUUGGCUGUUAAUGGAGGGAUUGUUGGGGCUGCGUUGGUGUUUGCUUUGGGGAUGCUGUAGAGUAAUUGGCAAAAAGAACAUUUUGAAACUGGAGAGGUGGAGUUGAGGUUGUAUUUAUAAUUCUUGGUAGGAUGUAAUUUAUUGGAGUUUAGAAUUUGUUUCUACGGAGUAUAACAAAAUUAUUUCUAUCUACGUCAUUUUUCAUGGGGUCUGUUCCGG
Mollisia scopiformis is the source of this 1188-nucleotide messenger RNA. RefSeq names its product Cupredoxin. The record is from RefSeq and is a predicted model, not a curated record. The transcript is spliced from 2 exons. NCBI's taxonomy places the organism in Eukaryota, Fungi, Ascomycota, Leotiomycetes, Helotiales, Mollisiaceae. The coding region runs from base 283 to 1029 and encodes 248 amino acids.